Molecule: messenger RNA, 2958 nt
Organism: Cuscuta campestris
Lineage: Eukaryota; Viridiplantae; Streptophyta; Magnoliopsida; Solanales; Convolvulaceae
Source: the annotation of a GenBank genome assembly
AAUUCUUCAUUUAUUUCACCCGCCAAAUAUUAAAAUAGAGAUUCCAUUAUUCUAUCCCUUCCACUGGAACAAUUUUGAACGGCGAGGAUUCAAUCGCAUAAUCCGCGGACGGCUUCCUGGCGGCGACGAAUUUGGACCCGUACCUUCCUCUACUCUGCAUUUCUCUCCUCCACCGUCCAUGGCGGAAUAGUCCAAAAGGCCUUCAGAGGUCUUUUUCAACGCCAGAAGAAACGACGGGGCUUCAGAUUCAGCUCUCCUCGGAGUUCUUUUCUUCUGAUCCGCAAACCCUAGGGUUGCAUUCCUUAGAUGGUACUGGUGAUUUGACUGACUGCCACACAGCUAUAAUUUGAACUUCUACGGUGAUAAUCAAAGCAGGCUCAGCUUGAUCUCAAGUGAUCAGCUGCCAUCUUGGGUGAACCUGUUACCUGUGCUGGGUUCAUCAUCCAUCGUAUUAUUUUAUGAUUUCUUGAUUAGUAACUGGUUCAGUGGACCAUAGCUUGAGCUAUGCAAAUUAUCUGUUGAAGGGUAUGCAAUUGGAAGAAAGGCCAUGCAUUUUCACCUUGCCCUCAUUUUCCAGCUUCUUGCUCACUGUUUGUUUUAGAGUUCUGGGUAGAAAGGGCAUUUUAUGUUGUGACAUUAGAAGAGACCAUGGAAGAAAGAUCAGAGAAAAGGUUCCCUAUUACUGCCAAGGAUUAUGAAUUAUACGAGGAGGUUGGAGAAGGUGUUAGUGCCACUGUUUACAGAGCUCGAUGUGUUCCACUCAAUGAGAUAGUUGCAAUCAAGGUUCUUGACCUGGAAAGGUGUAAUAAUGACCUGGAUGGGAUCCGCAGAGAGGUUCAGACAAUGUUCUUAAUUAACCAUCCGAAUUUACUCCGUGCACAUUGCUCAUUCACUACUGAUCAUAACCUGUGGGUUGUGAUGCCAUACAUGGCUGGUGGAUCUUGCCUUCAUAUAAUGAAAUCAGCUUACCCUGACGGUUUGGAAGAGCCAGUAAUUGCCACAUUAUUGCGUGAAGUCCUGAAAGCACUCGUGUAUCUCCAUUCACAUGGCCAUAUCCAUAGAGAUGUAAAGGCUGGGAACAUUUUAGUUGAUACCAGUGGUGCAGUCAAGUUAGCUGAUUUUGGAGUGUCGGCUUGUAUGUUUGAUACGGGUGAUAGGCAAAGAUCAAGAAAUACUUUUGUUGGGACACCCUGCUGGAUGGCACCGGAAGUAAUGCAGCAACUGCAUGGAUAUGAUUUUAAAGCAGAUAUUUGGUCACUUGGGAUAACAGCACUUGAACUAGCUCAUGGGCAUGCACCGUUUUCGAAGUACCCUCCUAUGAAGGUUCUGCUCAUGACGCUGCAAAAUGCACCACCAGGUCUGGACUAUGAAAGGGACAGGCGAUUCUCCAAGUCUUUCAAGGAAAUGGUUUCUGCAUGCUUAGUGAAGGAUCCAAAGAAGCGUCCCUCCUCAGAAAAGCUUUUGAAGCACCCCUUCUUUAAACAAGGACGUUCACAUGAUUACUUGGCACGUACCAUUCUUGAAGGCCUUCCCCCUUUAGGUGAUCGUUUUAGGAUGCUUAAGACCAGAGAAUCAGACGUUCUUGUACAGAACCAGGCAUUGUAUGAGGACAAGGAACACUUAUCCCAGCAAGAAUACAUUCGUGGAGUCAGUGCAUGGAAUUUCAACCUCGACGAUUUGAAGAACCAAGCUGCUCUUAUACCAGAUGAUGAAAUUUCUAGUACUGAAGAUCCUACUGGAAGUGGGACACUAAGAAAUAGACAUGAUGCUGGUUCUCCAAUAGAGAAACUAUCCUCCAACAUGGCUAAUCAUUUGAAUAAUAUGUCACAGGAGGAGGGUCUAGAUGACAUUCAGGAUCUGGAGGACUCACUUGCAGGGUUUCCCAUUAAACCCCUUCAGGCACUCAAGGGCUGUUUUGAUGUUUGCAAGGAUGACAUGGAUGGUGACAGCCCACGUUGGAAAGAUGUUGUUCCUUCUGAGUCUGAGCAGCAGAACUAUGCACAACCAUUGACCAACGAUGUGGAUCAUGAAGGUGGAAAGGAUAACGAGAAUCUAGGACAAAACAGCUCCUUGGCCCGUACUUCAAUUCAAGGGUGUAAAAAGUUUUCGAGUGGUUCACUACUACAGGAUAAUAAAAAGGGUAUAACUAAUGGAGAGAGGGAGUAUCAGCAGCCAAGAUAUCAAUCUGAACGAAACUACAGUGGUCCACUGCAGUAUAAUCACAAGAAAGAAACCGGGGAAGAUGCCUCUGAAGGAGCCAUUGUCAAACGUAGGGGACGUUUCCAAGUAACUUCAGCAGAUUUGAGUCCAAAGGGUCCUACAAACUGCUUUGUAAAUGCUGUCUCUGGAGGUUUGAAUGGCCCAACUGUUCCUGGUCCUAUGGCUUCUUCAGUUCUACCAUCAUUACAAUGCAUGCUGCAGCAGAAUAUGUUGCAAAGAGAAGAACUCAUUAAAAUGAUCAAGUAUGUGGAACAAACAUCUGUCAAUUCUGUAAACACAGUUGAACCUGGAAGUAAUGGCCCUUCACAGGCACCUUCUACUUCCUCAAGGGAGAGAGAUCUGAUGUGCCAGGUGAUCCAAUUGCAACAAAGUGCUGGAAACCUGAUUGAAGAGUUGCAAAGACAGAAGAUGAAAAAUGCUCAAUUGGAAAAGAGAUUAAGUGUUUUGGUCGAGAAAGAGGAACAAGGAUGAAUUGCUGCAAAUCUAAAACCUCAUUUUACUUCAUGUUGUUGCAGUGUUGGUAUGGUAUGUGUAUUAUGUAUUAUUUUAUAAUGUAAAGCUCAAUGUUGUAAUUUAAUUACUACAAAUAUGUUGUAAUUAAAUCUUAUGCAUUAAGGAUGUCAUCGUUAUAAAGUACGACACACUAUGGGCCAAGUAUACCAUAUGAUUUCCCAUUUUUUAAAUCAUUGGUUAUUUAUAGCUUUAAUGUAAAAGAGUUGAUUACUUAGGUGAAUCAUU